AGAGGCAGCAGAAUGCUGCCAUUGUUGUGGCAUGCUGCAGAAGGCUCGAUGCCUUGGACAUUGUGCAUAGCCAGUCUUUCCAUAUGGGGAUGGGGAGGCCUUGGUGGUGUGCUUUUUCUAGUAACAUUUGGACCUUUUGCUAUCUUUUAUUUUGCAUUUUAUAUCCUUUGCUUUGUUGGAGGGGGUUUUGCAGUUACUCUGUUAUUUGGAAAGAUACAUUCAGAGAAAUAUCUUGAAAAAUGCGAACAUGCCUUCCUUCCUCCCACUUCAACUGGGAUUACUAAGUGUUUAGAAGAAAUGAAGAAAGAAGCCAGAAUAAUAAAGAUUGAUAGAAGAGUGACAGGCUCUAGUAUAAUCGAUGAACCUUUGCAGCAGGUGAUCCAGUUUGUUCUGAGAGAUUAUAUUCAGUACUGGUAUUACACAUUAAGCGAUGAUGAAUCUUUCCUCCUCGAAAUUAGGCAGACUGUGCAAAACGCUCUGGUUCAGUUUUCUACUAGAAAAGCACAUUUACAUAUUAACCAUGCAGACUAUAAGAUAAAUAUGAAGUUUUGA
Messenger RNA from Protopterus annectens (West African lungfish), 552 nucleotides. RefSeq names its product sorting nexin-13-like. The record is from RefSeq and is a predicted model, not a curated record. Gene Ontology annotation, cellular component: early endosome. The transcript has 6 exons. Gene Ontology annotation, molecular function: phosphatidylinositol binding. Lineage: Eukaryota; Metazoa; Chordata; Ceratodontiformes; Protopteridae. The coding region runs from base 13 to 552 and encodes 179 amino acids.